Penicillium maclennaniae is the source of this 1683-nucleotide messenger RNA. Its product is annotated as sugar porter family MFS transporter. Gene Ontology annotation, molecular function: carbohydrate:proton symporter activity. Lineage: Eukaryota; Fungi; Ascomycota; Eurotiomycetes; Eurotiales; Aspergillaceae. Gene Ontology annotation, biological process: transmembrane transport; carbohydrate transport. The record is from RefSeq and is a predicted model, not a curated record. The transcript is spliced from 4 exons. Bases 1 to 1683 code for a protein of 560 amino acids. Gene Ontology annotation, cellular component: plasma membrane.
AUGUUCAAGAACGUAUUCAAGAAAAAGCCUCAGGAUGUCUUUCCUGAUAGCGAGCUGCCUAGAGAAUCGAUAUCUCCUACAGAUCGCGAGAAAGGUGAUGCCGCUACCGUGGACACUCCUAUUCCACUCUUCACGCUGCGGUCAUUCAUUAUGGGCAUUUUUGUGUCUAUGGGCGGAUUCCUCUUCGGUUAUGACACCGGUCAAAUUUCUGGGUUCCUAGAGAUGCAAAAUUUCCUCAUGCGAUUUGGGGAGCGGAACUCGGAUGGAACCUACUACUUCAGCAACGUGCGCUCGGGUCUUAUUGUUGCUCUGCUCUCCAUCGGCACCUUGAUUGGAGCAUUAAUUGCUGCCCCCAUCGCUGAUCGAGUGGGACGCAAGUGGUCAAUCAGUGGCUGGUGUGUGAUACUCAUGGCUGGUGUCACUGUACAAAUUUCAUCUCCCACCGGUAAAUGGUAUCAGGUUGCACUUGGACGUUGGACAGCGGGUCUUGGAGUCGGUGCGUUGUCUCUGCUGGUGCCAAUGUACCAGGCAGAGUCAGGACCGAGACAUAUCCGAGGAGCUCUGGUUAGUACAUACCAGUUGUUCAUCACCCUCGGAAUUUUCGUCGCCAACUGUAUUAACUACGGCACCGAAAAACGCACGGACACUGGAUCCUGGCGUAUUCCUAUGGGAAUCACAUACCUCUGGGCCCUCAUUCUGGGCGUGGGAAUGCUCUUCUUCCCAGAAAGUCCUCGCUAUGACUACCGCCACAAUAAAGUAGAAAAAGCUGUGAAUAACCUCUCCAAGAUCUACGGGCUUCCCCGGAACCACCGUGUCCUGAAAAUCGAAUUCGAAGAGAUCAGGAUGAAAUAUGAGGAAGAAGUCAACACUGGAAAAAUCGGCUGGGUUACUUUCUUCAAAGCACCGACGAUGGCGAAGCGAGUUGUUGUUGGUGUCUCGCUGCAAGCUCUACAGCAGCUGACAGGUGCCAAUUACUUCUUCUCUACUACGGGACCACGCUACGUGACGCAGAUGAUUCUGGGCGGCGUGAACUUUGGCAGUACCUUCCUUGGUCUCUAUUUGAUCGAGCACUACGGUCGUCGCCGGUCUCUUAUCAUUGGUGCUUUGUGGAUGUUCGUCUGCUUCAUGGUCUUUGCCUCGGUUGGUCACUUCUCCUUGAACAUCGAUCAUCCCGAACAAACACACAGCGCCGGUGUGGCCAUGGUCGUCUUCGCCUGUCUCUUCAUUCUCGGCUUCGCCAGUACCUGGGGCCCCAUGGUAUGGACCAUCAUCGCCGAACUCUUCCCUUCACAGUACCGUGCGCGCGGUAUGUCCCUCGCCACCGCCUCCAACUGGCUCUGGAACUUCCUGCUAGCCUUCUUCACUCCGUUCAUCGUCGGCGCCAUCGACUUCCGCUACGGAUAUGUCUUUGCCGGCUGUCUGUUCUUAGCUGCGGGCUUGGUCUACGUCGCCGUUAUCGAGGGCCAGGGCCGAACUUUGGAAGAGAUCGAUACUAUGUAUCUUAUGAAGGUCAAGCCGUGGAAAAGCUCCAAGUUCCAAUUCCCAGCCGACCCGAAUAUUAUUCGUGCUUCUUUUGACAAGGGCCACGGCUCUUCGGAACAUGUGGCUGAUGUGGCCCGGCCUGACAAGACUAUGACCGGGGCAGAUGCGGAUGUGCCUACUAUCCCGGACACGACUCGCUAG